Molecule: messenger RNA, 444 nt
Organism: Bubalus bubalis (water buffalo)
Lineage: Eukaryota; Metazoa; Chordata; Mammalia; Artiodactyla; Bovidae
Gene: WFDC11
Product: WAP four-disulfide core domain 11
Exons: 3
Coding region: 163-444 (93 amino acids)
Source: RefSeq, a predicted model, not a curated record
UGGGUGGUGAAGGUCAAGGAAGAAUCAUUAGAGGACAGAGUGUAAAGAAAUUCCAUGAGAAUUUUCCUCUUGCUUCCCAGCUGUCUUUAUUUGUGUCUUUUGAUCUCUAGAAGCAACUGCAAAGGAAAGAACUCCUGACAACACCUAUUCAGACGUAUAUAUAUGGUCAGCAUCAUGAAGUUCUGGAUACCUCUCCUCAUGAUGUUCCUCUGUAUGGUACUACUGUCUGUGCUGGGAGGAGUGAAGGAAAGAUAUAGCAGCAGGAGGGAAUUGCUCCUUCAGGAGUGCUGGGGACAGCCAACCAUCCGAGAAUGUAACAACAGGUGUUCUAGAAAUUUUAGAUGUGUAAAAAUAAAUCACACGUGCUGCUGGACCUACUGUGGAAACAUCUGCUGGGAAAAUACACUAAUCACUGAAGAAGCUAAAAGCCUAGCCUCCCACUGA